Messenger RNA from Austrofundulus limnaeus, 1556 nucleotides. RefSeq names its product tescalcin a (gene tesca). NCBI's taxonomy places the organism in Eukaryota, Metazoa, Chordata, Actinopteri, Cyprinodontiformes, Rivulidae. Bases 137 to 814 code for a protein of 225 amino acids. Gene Ontology annotation, molecular function: calcium ion binding. The transcript has 8 exons. The record is from RefSeq and is a predicted model, not a curated record.
AGCGAACCCGGAUGAGUUUAGGACCAGGAGGAAGCCGGCGGCAGACAGACACGGGUUUUAAACCCGCAGCACCGUGGAGAAGUUCAGCCAGUCCCACCAGCUCCGUGCGUCCUGACGCAUCCACAGGACAGCAGCCAUGGGAGCAUCUGAGAGCCGCUCCGAGCACCAGUACCACCAGCUGAUGGAGAAAACAGGAUUUUCACUGGAGCAGAUUAAAAAUCUUCACAUCCGAUUUCAGCAUCUGAGUGGAAAUGAAGAGACAAUAAGGAGAGAAAACUUGGACAGCAUACCUGCUCUGGCUGAGAACCCUAUCAAAAAGCAAAUCAUUGACGCAUUUUUUGAUAAAAGAAACCAGCAUGAGAAUGAAACCGGAUCUUUUGACCAGAUCGGUUUCGAGCAGUUCCUCAUGGUCAUGUCUCACUUCCGACCCCCGACUUUAAAAACCAACGAGGAGGAGAAGAUGGCGAUGAGGAAGGAGAAAGUUCGCUUUUUGUUCAACAUGCACGACACCGACAGUGACGGCAUCAUUACUCUGGAGGAAUACAGGAAGGUUGUCAUGGAGCUUCUGUCAAAAAGUGGCGCCAUGGGGCCGGACGCCAUGGGGCCGGACACUGCCAGGGCCAUAGCAGACGCUGCCAUGUUGGAGGUGGCGAGCGCCAGUGAGCCUCAAAUGGGCCCGAAUGACUUCUACGCAGGGAUUACGUUGGAGCAUUUCGAACAGAUGUUACAGCGCCUGGAGCUAGAGUCCAGGAUGUACAUCCGUUUUCUGGAUGUCAACACAGAAACGAUGCAUUGUGGGAAAGCAACCAUGUGAAGGACUUGUUGUUUGAAGGAAUUCUUUAUGUCGCUGCUGUUUUUUGCAGAACUACCUUCCGUAAAAUUAAGCCAAAGACUUGUAACAUGCACUAAUAUAUUUUUAAACGUGUAAACUAAUUUUAAUGUUUGUUUUUAUAAUAAGUAUCUCUGCUUGUAUGUUUUAGAAAUGUGUUUAUGUUGAAUGAACCUGCAUGUGUUGAUCAUGCAUUGAUGUCCUUUUUUUUUUUUGAAUCAGUGCUGCCUGAGGGCCUGAAGAUCACUGACUUUCAGCCUGACUUUUCAUACAGGUUUCUACAGAUUCUUCAACAUUUCUAAAAAUGUUCACGUCAGAGGAACUCAGUCAUCUGACAUUCACGGGUCGACUGCUGUGCUUCCCAUUGUGAAGCCUGCAGGCUCGUACCAUUCCUCUGCAGAGCCAGAAGAAUGGGGUAUUUUAUUCCUGCUGGGACUUAAUAGUUUUUGUUGUAAAAUAGGAUAUCAAUCAGGAAAAAAAAGUCUGGAUUUUGUAGAAAAACUGAUGGACGUAAACACAUUUUAUUGAGAAAAUCAAGCUAUUAAUGCCUUUUUUUAUUGUUGGGCUGCAGAACUGCACUGUGUCAAAUCUAGGAAGUAAAACAUUGAAAAUAAAUAUGCAGUGAAGUUUUACAUGUGUGAUAAGGAGUUGCAAGAGCUUCAUUUGAGCACUGAAGUACAACAUUUAAAAAGCUGUCAUUUAAAAAGAAUAAUAAAAUUUAAAAAAA